UAAUAAUGAAAGGUCAAGCAUAUGUAGUCUGACUUUAGAAGCUGUCUGGUUAUUUCGCUUUCUGGAAGGCCGUUGGGAAUCGGCCUAUUUAAGCUGCUUCAUGGCGUCCAUUACAACUCCCCCUCGAUCUCUAGAUCAAUCUUUCUUUGUAUUCAUAGAAUUUUUGGGUAUUUGCCAUCCUUCUAUCUUUUCUGGUAUAAUUGCUUUGCUUUGCAGAACCAAACUAGGUUUUAGACUGCAUUGUUUUAGGGAGGGUUUAUUGUCUGAACUUUCUGCUCUGGUAUUUGAACAAUGGAGCUCGACGAGAGAUGCGUGACAGACAAGAGGACUCGUUAUGAAUGCCUUCUUUUUGAUCUUGAUGAUACAUUGUACCCCUUAAGUUCAGGACUUGCAGCAGCAUGCGCUAAGAACAUUCGAGAUUAUGCGGUUCAUAGACUUGGGGUCGAUGAGAAGAAAGUUGCAGAACUCUGUGGAGAACUGUAUAAGAAUUAUGGGACAACCAUGGCUGGACUCAGGGCAGUGGGAUAUGACUUUGAUUAUGAUGAUUAUCACAGUUUUGUUCAUGGAAGAUUGCCAUAUGAGAAUCUUAAACCAGAUCCUGUUCUGAGGAGCUUAUUAUUAAGCAUGACCCAAAGAAAAGUUAUAUUUACAAAUGGUGACAAAGUUCACGCUGCAAAAGUGUUGAGCAGACUUGGGUUGGAAGAUUGUUUUGAAGGUGUAAUAUGCUUUGAGACACUCAAUUCUCAUCCAGAAGCUGCUGAAAAUGGUAACACAUGGGAUACACCCAUUUCUGUUAUCCCCAAGACACCCAUUCUUUGUAAGCCCUCAAAAGAGGCUGUAAAGCGUGCUCUUCUCCUUGCAAAUGCUGAUCCCAAAAGAACAAUUUUCUUUGAUGACAGUCCUAGAAACAUAGCAGCAGGAAAACAUGCAGGCUUGCACACUGUUUUGGUUGGAACUCCAAUUAGAACAGAAGGAGCAGACUUUGCACUUGAAAGUAUUCAUAAUAUAAAGGAAGCCUUGCCUGAGAUUUGGGAAGAAAAUGAGAGCUCUGGAAAUGUUGAGUGCUCAGGAAGAGCAGUUGCUAUUGAAACUGUUGUGAAUGCAUAAAAUAUCUCAUUGUAGAGAAUGGAUCAGUGCCAUUAAAGAAAUUUGUCUUCAGUGGGAUUUGAUCUUGAUCUUUGAUCUUGAGUAGAAAAUGUUUGAGGAUGACAACCCUUCCAUGUAGGAUCAUUUUUUACAUCUAAUCCAUAUAAAAUUUGUUGUUAUCAAUAGAUGAACCUUUCAUGGAGGAAAUUUUAUCCUGUUAAAGGGUAGAUCAAAUGCCUUUUACCCUCUCUA
This is a messenger RNA of Cryptomeria japonica (Japanese cedar), 1338 nucleotides long. RefSeq lists its product as uncharacterized. The transcript has 8 exons. The record is from RefSeq and is a predicted model, not a curated record. Bases 292 to 1107 code for a protein of 271 amino acids. Lineage: Eukaryota; Viridiplantae; Streptophyta; Pinopsida; Cupressales; Cupressaceae.